Messenger RNA from Solanum verrucosum, 790 nucleotides. RefSeq names its product transcription factor MYB14-like. The coding region runs from base 47 to 790 and encodes 247 amino acids. NCBI's taxonomy places the organism in Eukaryota, Viridiplantae, Streptophyta, Magnoliopsida, Solanales, Solanaceae. The transcript is spliced from 3 exons. The record is from RefSeq and is a predicted model, not a curated record.
ACUCUUUCAAAGAAUAUUGUUGAGAUUUAUCGGAAUUAAUUAAGCGAUGGUGAGAACACCUUGCCGUGACGAAAAUGGUCGUAAAAAGGGUACUUGGACUCCUGAAGAAGACAGAAAAUUAGCUGAUUAUAUUACUAAAUAUGGAUCAUGGAAUUGGCGACAACUUCCCAAGUAUGCUGGCUUAGCAAGGUGUGGGAAGAGCUGCAGACUUAGAUGGAUGAAUUACUUAAGACCAAAUGUUAAAAGAGGAAACUAUACCAAAGAAGAAGAUGAAAUCAUCUUGAACCUCCAUGCUCAACUUGGAAAUAAGUGGUCAGCGAUUGCAGUUCACUUGCCAGGAAGAUCAGACAAUGAGAUAAAGAAUCAUUGGCACACAUCACUGAAGAAGCGAGCUAAUUAUAACUUGAGUGAAGGAAGCAAGAAGUGUAAUAAUAAGAAGAGUGAAAGUAAUAUUACUAAAAGAAAGAGUAAUGUGGAAAAUCAAAAUGCAAGUGCUAAUAAUAAUAAUAUGCAUGAAAAUAUAGUAUUGGAAAGUUCAGAAUGGUCACCAAAGGAGUCAUCAAGUGAAGAGUUAUCCUCUAUUGAUUAUCAACAAGACAUUUUUCAAGAAGAAUUUGGUAAUUUGGAGGAAAUUACAAGUGGAAGUUUUUGGACAGAACCAUUUGAAGUGGAUAGUAAAAUUGAUUUUGUAGCUCCUUCAAUUGAUUAUUAUUGUGAACUUGUAUGUCCACCUUCUCCUUUUAUGCCUCAUGAAUUCUUUCACUUUGAUGAUUGUAAUAAUUAUUGGUAA